AUGGGCCAGAGGCACCAAGUCUACCUCAUCGCUCGUGUACGCCCCCACGGCGCUCCAGCCGGCCACCCUGGCAAUCGUCGUUGCAUUGCCGGCUUCCACCACCAAUGGUGCUAUGGCUCCAUCCCGCUCGGUGCUACCCGUCGCUUCCUAGAUCUCCUUCGCCAGCCCCAGAAUGCCGCCAUAGUACUCGCCGAAAUUCGCAACCUUGACGGCAAGUAUGGUUCCAGCGUCGCGAUCCCUCCCACGAUCCCAGGCGUUCCGUGUCCUUACACCACCGCCCUCCUCGGCGUUGCGUGGACGACCAAUCUCGAAGAGGAUGCACAAGACGGCUACUAUACAAGCAAAUCCUCCCUGCCGUUUGACUGUGUGCCCGCUUCAGAUAGCUGCUGGGCCACUCGAAAUGACGACGGUAUCACCAUUAUUGAUGUCACCGAUCCCCAAACUCCGGAGUUUUGUCUCAUUACGGACUCCACGCUACUCGACGCCCAUGCAUACAUCUGUCGGUACUACGAAGACAUCCCCAAACCAACAGAAGACACAAUCGAUCAUGACGGGCCUGGGCCCGGCUCGGAUGAUAUGUUCGACUGGCCCACCUACGAGAGGCAUGGCCGCAUGUACGCUUCGACGACCCUCCGGCCCGGCAAGUCCAGUCGUCAUCCCGUACCGACUCGCAUACUUACUCUGCCUGCUUCUCUGAUUGCGCGCCAAGCGGUGGAAACCGGAUGUCUUGACGACCUCGUUCAACUCAGCCGUUUACCAGAGGGGGCCUUACAGGUCAGGAGCGCCAUCGGAGGUUUCAUGCACUACCCAGACAAUGCGAUGGACCUUCUUGAAGAGGUCUUGCGGGAGACGCACAGGAAGCACCGAAGCUUCAUCGACUUGUCUGAUAUCCAGCUCUCUCUCGAGCAGAUCCUCCAGGUUCUAUCUGGAUGGGACGCGGAGGUCAACUGGCUCAACCUCUCUGGCAACACCGUCAUCAGCGUAGGCGACAUCAUUCCAAUCUUAGCUGCCGUGCCUCGCAUCCGACUACUCCAUCUUGUGGGUUGUUCGUCUGUCGAAGAUGUUCCGCUCCUCGCUCUCCUUCAAAACUACCCUCCGGAGCUACGCUGUCUCGAGGGUAUCAUUCAUCCAGCUCUACUGAAGAUCGAACGGAUGCAGCCACCGGAUAUGAAACCGUUCCCCUCUGCCUUCACCUUCGUCCACUUCCACGAAGGCUACUCGUAUUACCUGUCAGAUGUGGAUAGACGAGUCGAGGCUCACUCGACCUACUCGUCCCUAGCGCUAUUCACUCCCGCUCAAAUCAUCCAAUCCAUCUCAGACGUACUCCCGUCUCUCACCCAUGAUGCAAGAUCCUCAGAGAAGCACAUCGUCACUCCUGAGGCCACGGUAUUCUUUGGGUGUGCCGCUCUCCACGGAUGCACUCGGGAGCUCGACCAACCUUGGAGGAUGCGCACCGUAGCCAGCAUACCCUUCACGACAUCGGGAGUCCCGCGCGACGCGAACGUGCUCUGGGCGGAGGGACGGGGCGCGGGGCGCAGGGAAGAAGACGUCGAUAACACGGCCACCGACCGGGAUGGCAUCCAGAUACCUCUCGCCGUGGUGUACGAGGCCGAGGUCCACCAUCUGCAGGGAUUCUUGGAAUCGAUGGCGCAAGAAGGACGGCCUAUGCCGACUCAGGCCGUGGUCGAGCGGCUGCAAGGCAUGCUCGACGUGAAGGCAUCCUCGGAAUCAAUGGUGCGAGGAGGACGACGCAAGGCCGCGGUCGAGCAGGCACAGGUCUUGCUCGACACGAAAAAUGCUGCCCGCGUCUUGUUCCCCUUCCUGCCGAACAUUAGCGCCGAUGAGCUCGAGAAGUAA
This is a messenger RNA of Epithele typhae, 1857 nucleotides long. RefSeq lists its product as uncharacterized. The record is from RefSeq and is a predicted model, not a curated record. Lineage: Eukaryota; Fungi; Basidiomycota; Agaricomycetes; Polyporales; Epitheliaceae. Bases 1 to 1857 code for a protein of 618 amino acids. The transcript has 5 exons.